AAACUUUGUUGGUCAAUCAAAGAUGGACGUUGGUGGUAAUGGUGGUGGAUUGAUUGUUAACAAUAAACAGAGGGCUAUGUUACCCAACAAAAGUAGGGGUGAAUUUGUCCGUAAUCAAAGAAAAGACUCGGAGGUAAGGGGAAAAAAUACUGGUUUAUUGUAUUACGUUCUGUAUCAUAAAUUCAUAUUUUGUGCUGUCAACAAGCCUAACGGUAGCUAGCAACUAGCUAACGCUAGUCGAUACAUGCUGUUACUAGCUAGCUAGGAAUUUAAUUAUUGAUCCCCCAGUCCGUUUUCACCCAUUACAACUGUUCUGAUGGCGAAUAGUUAGUUGUGCAAGAUUUGUGGCUCGCUUUCAGAAUUGUUAACCCUGAACACGAAACUGCCACUUGUCCAACGCUACCUGUUUUGUUAGCUAGCUAGGUAGCUACAGUAACUAUGAACGCGAGCUAACUAGCUUGCUAUAUCUAUCCAGUUUCUGUUUAAAUAUAGUUCAAACCUUCUGCUAUUCAGAACUUGCUACAAUAGUAGAUAUACACUGAGUGUACAAAAUAUUUGUCUUUCUCGUACAGGGCACUUCGGAUCCCUAAUAUCCCCCCGUUUUGACCUCAGAACAGCCUCAAUUUGUCGGGCUAUGGACUCCACAAGGUGUCGAAAGCGUUCCACAGGGAUGCUUGCCCAUGUUGACUCAAAUGCUUCCCACAGUUGUGUAUGUCUAUAAAACUAGCUAGCUAAUGGCAUCUCUUGACAUUUCAAACACCCUUGAUCCUACAAUAUACUAUGAGUUCACUAUAUUGAAUACUGUCAAGUCCAAAUGCAAUGGGCUUGCCCCAUCUGGCUGCAAAUUUAAAACAAUAUUUCCCCAAAUUAAAAAGACUACGGACAUUGGAAUGUGCCCAAAUUUUUCGGCUCUUCUCUGUGGUCCGAAAUAGCAAUACAGUACAGUAGUGUAUUUUUGUCUGUGCUCCAACCACAGGGCUUCUCCGAGUCUCCAGACCUUGAGUUUGAGUAUGCAGAUACAGACAAGUGGUCUGCUGAACUGUCAGGUGAGGUAUUUCUGGACACUCUCCUUUAUUAUUUUUUAAAUAGUGACCUCUAUGACAUGUUCUCUUGUGAAUUUGGUACAAACUUUGCCUACGUAUCUUCUCCAGAGCUAUACAGUUACACUGAAGGACCAGAAUUUAUUCUCAACAGAAAAUGCUUUGAGGAAGAAUUCCGAACUCAUGGUUCGUAUCUUAUUGACUUGAAUGCAUUGUCUUCCGCCAGCGUGGUUAUAUAGUACCUCUGAGUGUGUUUUGUUCCUGCCCUGUCUCAGUGUCUGAUAAGAAAUGGACCGAGCUGGAUGUGGCUCAACACAGAGCUCACGCUAUGCGUCUCCUGGACGGCCUGGAGGUGAUCGCCAGGGAGAAGAGGCUAAAGGUGGCCAGGGCCAUUCUCUACAUGGCUCAGGGUAGGUCAUCAGCUCUCAAUGGUUUAGCAGCAUAAGUUCACUAAGGAAGCCUGUGAAGAGGCAGCUGUUGCAAAAUAUUUAUAUAGUGAGGCAGCCAGCAAACAAUGUUUCAGCACUUAAGUCAGAUUUCCUACCUGUGGCUCUACAGGGACAUUUGCAGAGUGCAGCUCUGAGGCAGAAGUGCAGCACUGGAUUAGGUACAACAUCUUCCUGCUGCUGGAUGUUGGCACCUUCACUGCCCUGGUGGAACUGCUCAACAUGGAGGUUGAGUAAGUUGGAACUACAAAUCAGUGAGAUGUCAUUGUUUUUGGGAAGAGUUUCUUUGCUAUACAAAAUGUGGUAAAAAUCAGGUAGCUGAUUCUUUCACUCCUCUUCUCAACUAGCCUCUCUCUCCUCCACUUCUUCUCUCUCUCUCAGUAACAGUGCUGCCUGUAGCAGUGCAGUCAGAAAGCCAGCAAUCUCCUUGGCUGACAGCACAGACCUCAGGUAAGAUUACACACUGACUUUCCUGUAGCUCUAUAUAGUUAAACACCAGUGUAUUAGAGUCCUCCUCUGAUGCUAGUGUUCCUCAGGGUGCUGCUCAACAUCAUGUAUCUGAUGGUGGAGACCAUCCAGCAGGAGGACCCAGCCGACUCACCUGAGUGGAGGGCCACCAGGGAGACCUUUAGAACAGAGCUGGGUAAGAGUGUGUGUUUCUAUUAGAAGGGUUUUGUCGAGGAGUAAUUUUGGGCUGUCUGUUAUAACUAGUCUUUGUUCUUUCCCCGCUCUCUCUCCCAGGCUCUCCUCUGUACAACAACGAGCCCAUCUCUGUCAUGCUCUUUGGCAUGGUGACCAAGUUCUGCAGUGGCCACGCACCCCACUUCCCCAUGAAGAAGGUUCUUCUGCUGCUGUGGAAGAGCAUACUGGUGAUUUUGGCUAUUGUGUUAGCCAGGUACUUUUGGCUUGCAUAUACACUACCGUUCAAAAGUUUGGGGUCACUUAGAAAUGUCCUUGUUUUCGAAAGAAAAGCAAUUUUUUUGUCCAUUAAAAUAUCAAAUUGAUCAGAAAUACAGUGUAGACAUUGUUAAUGUUGUAAAUGGCUAUUGUAGCUGGAAACGGCUGAUUUUUAAUGGAAUAUCUACAUAGGCGUACAGAGGCCCAUUAUCAGCAUCCAUCAGUCCUGUGUUCCAAUGGCAUGUUGUAUUUGCUAAUCCAAGUUUAUCAUUUUAAAAGGCUAAUUGAUCAUUAGAAAACCCUUUUGCCAUUAUGUUAGCACAGCUGAAAACAGUUGUGCUGAUUUAAAGAAGCAAUAACACUGGCCUUCUUGAGACUAGUUGAGUAUCUGGAGCAUCAGCAAUUGUGGGUUCAAUUACAGGCUCAAAAUGGGCAGAAACAAAUAACUUUCUUCUGAAACUCGUCAGUCUAUUCUUGUUCUGAGAAAUGAAGGCUAUUCCAUGCGAGAAAUUGCCAAGAAACUGAAGAUCUCGUACAACGCUGUGUACUACUCCCUUCACAGAACAGUGCAAACUGUCUCUAACCAUAAUAGAAAGAGGAGUGGGAGGCCCCGGUCCACAACUGAGCAAGAGGACAAAUACAUUAGUGUCUAGUUUGAGAAACAGGUCCUCAACUGGCAGCUUCAUUAAAUAGUACCCGCAAAGCACCUGUCUCAACGUCAACAGUGAAGAGGCGACUCCGUGAUGCUGACCUUCUAGGCAGAGUUGCAAAGAAAAAGCCAUAUCUCAGACUGCCCAUCUUAAUCUUUUCUUUUUAUUGGCCAGUCUGAGAUAUGGCUUUUUAUAUAGCCAUUUACAACAUUAACAAUGUCAACACUGUAUUUCGGAUCAAUUUGAUGUUAUUUUAAUGGACAAAAAAGUUGCUUUUCUUUCGAAAACAAGGACAUUUCUAAGUGACCCCAAACUUUUGAACGGUAGUGUCUAUAUCUCUAUCUCUUACAACAUGUCUUCUCCUCUGCCCCAGUUCACCCUCGGGGGGUUUGAGCAGCUCCAGAACAUUAAGGUGCGUAAGCGGGAGGAGCUGCGCUUGCCCCCCCUCCCAGAGGACAGCAUCCGGGUCAUCAGGAGCAUGAGGGCAGCCUCUCCCCCAGCCUCCGCCUCUGACCUCAUCGAACAGCAGCAGAAACGGGCACGCCGUGAACACAAGGUAACCUCUACCGUGCCUGAAUGAAGUCUCAAUGCAACGCAACAAAGUGAAGGCAAUCCCCUGUUUGACACCUGCUCAAUGUAACAUUGUGUCAGGCUCAUUUGAAAAGUACUCCUCAACCCUUUCCUCUCCAUUACAGUCCCUGACAAAACAGGACAACCUGGAUGCUUUCAAUGAGAAGGACCCCUACAAGUCAGACGACCCUCGUGAAGAUGAGGAUGACAACGAUGACAAUGACAACUCCAUGGAGGUGGAGCCUUUUCCCAUGGAGCGGGAUGAGGUCAUGCCCCCGCCAAUCCCACACCCCCCCUCAGAGAGGGUGAACUUCCCCAAGGGGCUGCCCUGGGCCCCCAAAGUCAGGUAUGGUGCGGGGCUGAGGGAGACAUCAAGGAGACCAUUUGCUACAGAUUAAUGCUGUGUCUUUAGAUAUACUCUUUGGUUUUAUGUGUCUUGUAUAAUGUGCCUAAUAUUGUAUGAUUAUAAUUUUUUGUUUGCUUUUACAGGGAAAAAGACAUCGAAAAUUUCCUGGAAUCAAGUAGAAGCAAAUUUAUUGGCUAUACGCUUGGAAAGUAAGUUCAAUUGGUGUCUUUUUUUCAUUUAAAGAUGCACUAUGCAGAAAUCGCUCCACCAUUUCCAGGUUGCUAAAAUUCUAAUAAACUGAAAUUAGGUGAAUUAUGUGACAAAACAAGCAAGUACAAUGUAGAUAAUUAUUGUACCAUCUAAACCGCUGUGAAAUAUAUUUUCCAUAACCAAAACUAUUGUAUUUUCGGUUGUUUGAAGCUGGUGUAGAAAACCGAAAGUAAAAGACGCAAAAACAAAACUUGAGAACAGGAAGCAUAGAAAUAGCGCACAUAGAACAGAUCCACAGCUUCUUAGACUUGCUUUCAAUGAGAAUGACAGAUCUAUAACACACUUUCCUAUGUGAAUUUGGUUGGGUCGCCCAAAAAGUUACAUAUUGCAGCUUUAAUGGGAUACUUUGGGACUUUGGCAACGAGGCCCUUUAUCUACUUACCCAGAGUCAGAUGAACUCAUGGAUACCAUUUUUAUCUUUUUGCGUGCAUUGCCCAAAUCCUGAAGUAUCCCUUGAAUAGUAAAUCUCUAUUAAUCUUGAAAAGUAAUUUCUUGUCGAGGAUCCUUGACCUAGUUUUCGUGGUUAUUUUUGUAUUUGUAUUGCAGUGACACAGAUACAGUUGUCGGCCUACCCAGACCCAUCCAUGAAAGCAUCAGAACCUUGAAGCAGGUAUUAUGCAGUUCUCAACAUGUCUCAAGCAUUGUUAAACAUGGAUUUUCUAGAUAUUGCUUAAUAUUCCUGCAUUGUGCCUGAAAGAGAGCUGCUCUCAAGUUAGGCUGGUCUGUGACUCACUGACACCUUAUUAUUCCGAAGAAUAAGGCAACCUCACAGUGUUACACACAAUUGAUAACUUUAUUUCCAGAGGAUAUAUGAGAUUGAUGUGGUUCUGUAGAAAGAGAGAUAUGAAUAUAUAUAUAUAUAUAUAUAUAUAUACAGAUAGCAAUACAAUGAAUGGGUAAUCGGAUAGGAUAGCACAAGCAAUAUUAUUGUUAUCCCGCUAAAGUCUAAGCAUUUGGUUGUAUGUUGGGGGGGGUCCUACUAAGCUAACGUGGAAUUGUUUUAAGAUGGUCAUACCAAGGAUAAUUUUGCUAUUUGAUUUAGAAUAUUAGGACCCCUGUAGGUAUAAAAAAUAUAUAUAAAAAAAUGAUUUGAUAACAUUGAAUUUUGCCUUACUGCUUUUAACCCAUAGAAAGGCAUUGAAUAACAUAUUCAUACAUGAGAAAACAGUUAAAAGAGGAAGUAACUCCUUUUUUUUGUUGCACAAAACUACUUCCAUACAUUCAUUUUUUAAAACCGGUAUCGGGUUACCUUUAGACGAGUCUUGUGAAGCUUUUGGGCGUCGUAGAGCAAAUCAACAUGUUCGUGAGAGUCUGGACUUGCGAUGGUGAGGUCAUAUUAGUUUGUAGCUCAAAACGUUUGGAUUCUACAGACAGAAGUUGGCACAUUGGCGGUACCGACUUCAGACGAGUCCCGUGACGCUUGUGGGGAGCGGAGAACACCAUUGAUUUCAUGAGUCUCAGCUUUCCAUAGUAGGGUCAUACAGUGCCUUCAGAAAGUAUUCAGACCCCUUGACUUUUUCCACGUUUUGUUGUCACAGCCUGAAUUUAAAAUUUAUUAAAUUUAGAUUUUUUAUCACUGGCCUACACACAAUACCCCAUAAUUUCAAAGUGGCAAUAUGUUUUUCUAAAUAGUCUAGGAAAACAAAUGUCUUGAAUCAAUAAGUAUUCAACCUCUUUGUUAUGGCAAGCCUAAAUAAGUAAAUAUGUGCUUAACAAAUCACAUAACAAGUUGCAUGGACACUCUGUGUGCAAUAAUAGUGUUUAACAUGAUUUUUGAAUGACUACCUCAUCUCUGUAUCCCACAAAUAUAAUUAUCUGUAAGGCCCCUCAGUCGAGCAGUGAAUUUCAAACACAGAUUCAACUACAAAGAUCAGGGAGGUUUUCCAGUGCCUCGCAAAGAAGGUAGAUGGGUAAAAAAAGAAACACUCAUUGAAUAUCCCUUUGAGCAUGGUGAAGUUAUUAAUUACACUUUGGAUGGUGUAUCAAUACACCCAGUCACUACAAAGAUACAGGCGUCCUUCCUAACUCAGUUGCUGGAGAGGAAGAAACUGCUCAGGGAUUUCACCAUGAGGCCAAAGGUGACUUUAAAACAGAGUUUAAUGGCUGUGAAAGGAGAAAACUGAGGAUGGAUCAACAACAUUUGAGUUACUCCACAAUACUAACCUAAAUGACCACUCUCCAUAUUUUCAAGCAUAGUAGUGGCUGCAUCAUGUUAUGGGUAUGCUUGUAAUCUUUAAGGACUGGGGAGUUUUUCAGAUGGAAAAAAGAAACAGAAUGGAGCUAAGCACAGGCAAAAUCCUGUCUGCUUUCUACCAGACACUGGGAGAUGAAUUCACCUUUCAGCAGGACAAUAACCUAAAACACAAGGCCGACUCUACACUUGAAUUGCUUUCCAAGAAUAUAGUGAAUGUUCCUGAGUGGCUGAGUUACAGUUUUGACUUAAAUCUACUUGAAAAUCUAUGGCAAGACCUGAAAAUGGUUGUCUAGCAAUGAUCAACAACCAAUUUGACAGAGCUUGGAGAAUUUAGAAAAUAAUUAUGGGCGAAUGUUGCACAGUCCAGGUGUGGAAAGCUGUUAGAUUUACCCAGAAAGACUCGCAGCUUUAAUCGCUGACAAAGGUGCAUCUACAAAAUAGAAACACCACUGUUGCUCUUCCACCUUACACCGCAGAUGCGGAAGGCCGACAUCGGCGGAUUGAGACGCAGCCCAUGCAAAAAAACAUAUUGAUAGCUUAAACAGACAGAUUUUUAUGGACAAUUUUUAUAUUUAUUAUGCUAAUUUCAUUUCUGCACAGACAUCGACUCUAGGGCAAUAAAGUGAUAGGGACGUAAGAAAAGGACUGUAUAACACAUAGCACAACUACUAUGAACAACUAACAAUAGACAGAUUGGAACUGGAAACACCAAACACAAGUUACAAUAGUAACACCAACUCUGUCCACGCACUCCAUUACACAUGUCCACUUGGAGAGAAACUGAGGAGGCUCUGACCUGAGAAGGCAGAAGGGCUGUCAGGUGUCCGGCCCUCUAGCAACCUAUCAAUGGCCUGGUUUAUGAACCCCCAGUCUCUCUGGCAAUGUUGGGGGAUGGGUGGAGUGAGAUGUGAUUAGAGAGGGACCGCACCACUGGUAGUGGGAAUUCUCAUAAAUGACCGUUCUCUAUUUCCUUUCAGCAUAAGUACAUCUCUAUAGCUGAGAUUCAGAUUGCCAAGGAGGAUGAGUUUCAGAAAACUCCACUGUCAGGGGUGAGUGCAAAUGCAUAUCGCUGACCUAUCACUGGUAUAUAUGCAGGAAUAUCACUGUCCUAGAGAAAAGGCAACAAGUGUUUAUUUUAAAAAGUAUUAUUUUGCAUGUAUUGUGUUUGUUUAUAGGGAGAAGAGGAUGUGGAGAUGUGCUCCACUGAGCUGCUAUACCAGGGCAUUCUUCCCAGCUUGCCUCAGUACAUGGUGAGUGUUCUGCUCCACUUGUAUACUGAUGAAUAUAGGUCUCCAGUCCAUUUCUAUGACUUCUAAACCCUUGGCAGAAUUGACCUGUGACUCUUCUCCCUCUCAGAUUGCCCUGCUGAAGAUUCUGCUGGCAGCUGCCCCCACCUCCAAGGCCAAGACAGACUCCAUCAACAUCCUGGCAGAUGUGCUGCCUGAGGAGAUGCCGUGAGUCAGCUGUUUGAUUUGAAAGGGAGCUGUAUUCAGUUGAGUUACAAUUGAAAGGGUUUGAUUUGAUACUGUAUCUGCAGGACAACAGUGCUCCAGAGCAUGAAGCUUGGUGUGGAUGUUAACCGCCACAAGGAGAUCAUUGUUAAGGCCAUCUCUGCCAUCCUGCUGCUGCUUCUCAAACACUUCAAACUCAACCAUGUCUACCAGGUACUGGCAACCCACACUCAACCACUACCACCACACACAGGCAAACUCUGACUUAGCCUCAUCUACCAAGUAUUGACAACCACUUAAUAGGAGUGGUCAUUUCUCACAAGCACCUCGAACUUGUGAAUGGUCUUCCCUUGCCUUACCCUUCUGUUUCUUGUGGGUUUUUUUCAACAGUUUGAGUACAUGGCUCAGCACCUGGUGUUUGCCAACUGUAUUCCUCUCAUUCUCAAGUUCUUCAACCAGAACAUCAUGUCUUACAUCACAGCCAAGAACAGGUACGUUGGUGAAUUUGAGCCAUUUCAAGACCCAGAUGAUCAGGAAGAUCUGUGACCCUUUUAGUAAUCAUCUCAUUCUCUCUCCUGCAGUAUUUCUGUGCUGGACUUUCCUUACAGUGUGGUGCAUGAGCUCCCGGAACUUACUGCAGAGAGUUUGGUAAGUUGCAAACUCCAUCCCUCACAUAAUUGAAAUACAUAUUGUAAUAUGAGCUGCUGAACUCAAACAAACACCUAGGCAAUGUUGUUGUAGAAGGGGGGGAAACACCAGGGUACCUAAUGGAAGUGUUACAGUAAUCAAAGGUUGGAGGUGAGGUGUUGGUAACAAUUGGUCGGUUUGUCUGUGUUCUACAGGAGGCUGGAGACAUCAACCAGUUUUGCUGGAGGAACCUGUUCUCCUGUAUCAACCUCUUGAGGAUCCUGAACAAGCUGACCAAGUGGAAGCACUCCAGAACCAUGGUGAGGGAGUGACUCACCCACCCAAAACAAUACAGAGUUGCUCUUAUUCACUAGGACAGACAUCAGUCUGGGAUUCUUUUAGAUCAUAAUUGCAUACCUCGCACUUCUCUCUGUCAGAUGCUGGUGGUGUUCAAGUCGGCUCCUAUCCUGAAGAGGGCGCUGAAGGUCAAACAGGCCAUGAUGCAGCUGUACGUCCUCAAGCUGCUCAAAGUGCAAACCAAGUACCUGGGCCGCCAGUGGAGGAAGAGCAACAUGAAGACCAUGUCUGCCAUCUACCAGAAGGUCCGCCAUCGCCUCAAUGACGACUGGGCCUACGGUAACGGUGAGUUGCUGUCGACACCAAAAUCGACCCAGAAAGAGCCCGUUGAGUUUUUCAGUCAGUGAUUGACAUGAUAUGAUGAUUGGGAGACUCAUAUCUGCUAUCACAGACGUAACCGUGAAACAUUUCCCCACAAUGACUGUGAACUGCUAAGUGUAAGCACCCCUACGUAUGUCAAGUUACCCCAUUACCCCAAGUAAUGAGCUUCCAUGUUUCUUUGACAGCAGACCUGGAUGCGCGGCCCUGGGACUUCCAGGCAGAGGAGUGUGCUCUGCGCGCCAACAUUGAGCGCUUCAACAGCCGCCGCUACGACAACAACCAGAGCAACCCUGACUUCCUGCCCGUGGACAACUGCCUGCAGAGUGUUCUGGGGCAGCGUGUUGACCUGCCGGAGGACUUCCAGAUGAACUAUGACCUCUGGCUGGAGCGAGAGGUCUUCUCCAAGCCAAUAUCCUGGGAAGAGCUACUGCAAUGAGAACAGGGCUGGUGGUGGCAGGUGGUGCUAUAAGGAGGUUUUCCUAACACCUCCCCUAGGUGGCAACAAUAGUCUACAUACCCACCUCUUUAAGUGCAAAUAUUGCUGAACAAGAAUAUCUGUUACUUAAAGACAGCAUUCAUAGAGCACUGCAUUUGGUUGUGAAAACGAUGCAGACAUGAGUCCCAAUAGCAAACAUUAUCCUUGUAUUGUUGUCACCUCAUGCAGAGAGGAGUAACAGUCAGUAAUGGAUAUUUAGGAGGUAGAGGGUCAACAG
Coregonus sp. 'balchen' is the source of this 9882-nucleotide messenger RNA. NCBI's taxonomy places the organism in Eukaryota, Metazoa, Chordata, Actinopteri, Salmoniformes, Salmonidae. The record is from the annotation of a GenBank genome assembly.